Enhydra lutris kenyoni (northern sea otter) is the source of this 1360-nucleotide messenger RNA. RefSeq names its product E74 like ETS transcription factor 5. Gene Ontology annotation, cellular component: nucleus. Lineage: Eukaryota; Metazoa; Chordata; Mammalia; Carnivora; Mustelidae. The transcript is spliced from 6 exons. Gene Ontology annotation, biological process: regulation of transcription by RNA polymerase II; cell differentiation. Gene Ontology annotation, molecular function: DNA-binding transcription factor activity, RNA polymerase II-specific; sequence-specific DNA binding. The record is from RefSeq and is a predicted model, not a curated record. Bases 1 to 768 code for a protein of 255 amino acids.
AUGUUGGACUCGGUGACACACAGUACCUUCCUGCCCAACACGUCCUUCUGCGACCCUCUGAUGUCGUGGACUGAUCUGUUCAGCAAUGAAGAGUACUACCCUGCCUUUGAGCAUCAGACAGCCUGCGACUCCUACUGGACGUCCGUCCACCCCGAGUACUGGACCAAGCGCCAUGUCUGGGAAUGGCUCCAGUUCUGCUGCGACCAGUACAAGCUGGACGCCAACUGCAUCUCCUUCUGCCACUUCAACAUCAGUGGCCCGCAGCUGUGCAGCAUGACACAGGACGAAUUCAUCGAGGCGGCCGGCAUCUGCGGGGAGUACCUCUACUUCAUCCUCCAGAACAUCCGCUCGCAAGGUUACUCCUUCUUUACUGACACUGAAGAGACCAAGGCUGCCAUCAAAGACUAUGCUGAUUCCAACUGCUUGAAAACAAGCGGCAUCAAAAGUCAAGACUGUCACAGCCAUAGUCGAACAAGCCUCCAAAGUUCUCAUCUAUGGGAAUUUGUGCGAGACCUGCUUCUCUCUCCUGAAGAAAACUGCGGUAUUCUGGAAUGGGAAGAUAGGGAACAAGGUAUUUUUCGGGUAGUAAAGUCAGAAGCCCUGGCAAAGAUGUGGGGACAAAGGAAGAAAAAUGACAGAAUGACGUAUGAAAAGUUGAGCCGAGCUCUGAGGUACUACUACAAAACAGGAAUUUUGGAACGGGUCGACCGAAGGCUAGUGUACAAGUUUGGAAAAAAUGCACACGGGUGGCAGGAAGACAAGCUAUGAUCUGCUCCAUCAUCAAGUUCCUUCUACGGAUUUCUUGUCUUCUCAAAUAAUCACAUCGCAAUAGACAUUUGAAAGUCUCGUUGUUGUUGUUGUUGUGUCGCCGUGUUAACCUGCAAAUGUGCUAACAUUUCUCCACUUCUCAGCUUCCAUUCGGAUUCAGAGUUGUUGUUGUCUGCUCCCACGGUGAAGCAACCCUUUAAGGAAUUCUGUGUUUUCUUAUCCAAGGGAAGGAAGGAAUGGUCUUUUGUGGUUCCCUGACAAACAUUCCUCCCCUAAUCGAGAGUUACAGAAACACGAUAGCCCGUGCUAUUGGUGCUACUCUGAGAAAAAGGACCCACUUCUGCCAUUUGAGAUUCAACCAGGGGCUCCCCUUCCAAAGGCUCAAAAGUUUUCUCAUAUUUAACUGUGGCAGCUCGCAAAGGAAAAACAGGAAAAGUGACUCUUUGGUAGUUAUUUUGGUAGGAGGGGGUGAGAUGUGGGUAAGACAGACCUACUGUAGAUUUUAAAUCAUUAAAGCCAAAUGCCAUAGAAAAGUUGCUUAAUUAAUAAAAGAAAAGGGGACAUGCUUUGUUGAUUUUGUUUUUGUUUUUGU